Hyaloscypha bicolor E is the source of this 9289-nucleotide messenger RNA. RefSeq names its product polyketide synthase. Gene Ontology annotation, molecular function: fatty acid synthase activity; 3-oxoacyl-[acyl-carrier-protein] synthase activity; phosphopantetheine binding. The record is from RefSeq and is a predicted model, not a curated record. Gene Ontology annotation, biological process: fatty acid biosynthetic process; secondary metabolite biosynthetic process. NCBI's taxonomy places the organism in Eukaryota, Fungi, Ascomycota, Leotiomycetes, Helotiales, Hyaloscyphaceae. The transcript is spliced from 10 exons. The coding region runs from base 1 to 9030 and encodes 3009 amino acids.
AUGGCCCAGAGAAACUACCCAAACGAGCCAGUAGUAAUUGUCGGGAGUGGAUGCCGCUUCCCAGGGGUUGCGAACACGCCCUCCAAAUUAUGGGACCUCCUAAAGGAGCCACACGAUGUGCAGAGCAAGAUUCCAAAAGAGAGGUUCGAUGUUAACACGUUCUACCACCCCGACGGCACUCACCAUGGACGCACAAACGCACCCUACGCAUAUUUCCUCAAAGAGGACUUGCAUGCCUUUGAUGCGCCUUUCUUCAAUAUCCAGGCUGGAGAGGCUGAGAGUAUGGACCCUCAGCAGCGGCUCCUGCUGGAGACGGUGUAUGAGGCUGUAUCGAACGCGGGAAUGCGGAUUCAGGACCUCCAAGGGUCAUCCACGGCUGUUUAUGUUGGCAUGAUGACGCAUGAUUACGAGACUAUUUCGACACGCGACUUGGAGAGUAUUCCCACUUACUCCGCCACGGGAGUGGCCGUGAGUAUUGCCUCGAAUCGCAUCUCGUACUUUUUCGAUUGGCAUGGCCCGAGUAUGACAAUUGAUACGGCAUGCAGCUCAUCUUUGGCUGCCGUGCAUCUUGCCGUGCAACAGCUCCGCAGUGGACAAAGCAACAUGGCCGUUGCCGCUGGCGCCAACUUGAUCUUGGGACCUAUGACUUUUGUGCUCGAGAGCAAGCUGAACAUGCUGUCACCCACGGGUAGGUCCCGUAUGUGGGAUGCUGAUGCUGAUGGCUAUGCCAGAGGAGAGGGAGUGUGUUCUGUAGUCCUCAAAACUUUGAGCCAAGCUUUGAAAGACGGCGAUAAGAUUGAAUGUGUCGUCCGGGAGACCGGAAUCAACCAAGACGGACGUACAACGGGCAUCACAAUGCCUGACCACAACGCCCAAGAGGCCCUUAUUCGUGCCACAUAUGCCAGAGCAGGCCUGGAUAUUACCAACCCUGAGGAACGCUGCCAGUUCUUUGAAGCCCAUGGAACAGGUACACCAGCUGGAGACCCACAAGAAGCGAAUGCCAUCGCAUCAGCCUUCUUUGGACACAAAGAGGGAUCGGAUGGCAAGAAUGCAGGCCAUGAUCCUCUGUUUGUUGGAAGCAUCAAGACAGUCGUCGGUCACACUGAAGGCACCGCUGGUAUUGCUGGCCUGCUAAAGGCUUCCUUGGCUGUACAGCACGGUGUGGUUCCGCCAAACCUGUUAUUCAACAAACUGAGCCCUCGUGUAGCUCCUUUCUAUAAGCAUCUGGAAAUUACGACGGAGGCUAUCCCUUGGCCGACGGUUGCGCCUGGCCAGCCUCGCAGAGUCAGUGUCAACUCAUUCGGUUUUGGUGGAACCAACGCGCAUGCGAUCGUAGAAGAGUACUUGGACCCAAGUCAGAGCACUACCUCAACCGAAACUACCGCAGAGACAGACACAUCCUGCCUGCCUAUUGUUCUUUCAGCGAAAUCACAGAAGUCCAUGAAAUCCACGCUGGAAAGCAUGAUUCAAUUUAUUGACACACAGCAAGUCAACCUGCAGGAUCUAGCAUGCACUCUGCUCAAAGAGCGAUCAAUUUUGCCAUUUCGUCGCGCUGUUGCCGGACACAAGAAGGAGACCCUCCGACUUGCCCUAGAGGCUGCCGUUGAGGAUGGUAACGUCUUGACUGACUUCACCACCGAUAUCAAGGGCAAGCCUCGCGUACUGGGCGUCUUCACAGGACAGGGUGCGCAAUGGCCAGGCAUGCUGAAGGAGCUUCUAGUUGGCAUGCCAUUCGCGGCAACUAUUAUCGAAGAGCUAGACGAAGCGCUGAGAACACUUCCAGAGAAGUACCGACCGUCAUGGACACUGCACGACCAGUUGCUACUAGAGGGUGAGGCCUCUAAUGUCAGGCAUGCUAGCUUCUCGCAGCCACUGUGCUGCGCUGUACAGAUUGUACUGAUUCGACUUCUUUCUGCUGCGGGUAUACAAUUUAGUGCGAUUGUCGGCCACAGUUCCGGCGAAAUCGCCUGUGCUUUUGCAGCAGGAUUCAUCAGUGCCGCCCAAGCUAUCCGGACAGCUUAUCUCCGUGGUAUCGUCUCCGCGGAGUAUGCAACUUCACCAAGUGGACAGGGCGGUGCUAUGUUAGCGGCAGGCAUGUCUUACGACGAUGCAAAGGAACUUUGCGAACUCGAGGCCUUCGAAGGGCGAGUCUGCGUUGCCGCCAGCAACUCACCGGAUAGUGUGACUAUCUCUGGUGAUAUGGAUGUAAUUCAGCACGUGCAAGGUGUUUUGGAGGACGAAUCCACUUUCGCAAGACUUCUGAAGGUGGACAAGGCCUACCACUCGCACCAUAUGCUUCCCUGUGCAGCGCCAUACGUUCAGAUGUUGAUAGAAUGCGGCUGUGCCGUUGCCGAUGCCAAACCGGCACCCUCCAGCGUUGUCUGGUAUUCGUCUGUCCACGAGAGCAACAAAAAGAUGGCUCCAGAGGAUGUGACUGCCCUUUAUUGGAAGGAUAACCUUGUAUCUCCCGUCCUUUUCUCCCAGGCCAUCCAGAAAACCGCUGUAACCUGUCGUGGGCUACAAGUUGGCGUCGAAGUGGGCUGCCACCCUGCGCUCAAGGGACCUUGCCUCGCCACUGUCAAACAUGCCCUUAAUAGGACAGAGUUUCCGUAUACAGGAUGCUUGGAGCGAGGAAGCAACGACAUGGAUGCUUUUGCACGAGCACUUGGAUUCCUCUGGGAGCGCUUUGGUAUCCCAAGUGUCGAUGCCGCCGGCUUCGUAAAACAAGUCUCGUCUCAGCGACCUUUUCAGAGCCUAGCGAAGAUGCUGCCAUCAUAUCCCUGGGAUCAUUCUCGUAGCUACUGGACCGAGUCACGCUCUACCCGUCAGCACCUUCGCGGGCAACAUCCUCAUCUCUUGCUAGGAAAGCUGUCGUCCACCGCAUCAACAUUCCAGUGGACCAAUUUCGUCAGACCACGCGACCUUGAGUGGCUGGAUGGCCAUGCUCUCCAGGGACAAACUGUCUUCCCUGCCGCUGGGUACAUCAUUAUGGCAAUGGAAGCUGCCAUGCGUGUGGCUGAUGACCAUGGCAUCAAAGUCCAGCUCCUCGAGAUCUUGGACAUGAGCAUCGAUAAGGCUGUCGUAUUUGAAGAUGGAAACAGUUUGGUGGAGCUCCAGCUCUCGGCCAAUGUCAUCGGCGAGCCCGGCGAGGAUAGCAUCAUAAUACUCAAGUUUUUCAUCGACUCGUGUCUGGCCAAGGAGAGUGAACUUUCGACUUCGGCCAAGGGAGAGAUCAUCAUCACGGUAGCUGACAAGUCAUCGUCGCCUGGCAACAAGCUGGUUUUGCCACCACCCGAGGCAGAGCACCCCCAAAUGAACAGGGUCAAUAUCAAGUCCUUUUACAAGGAGCUUGACCUGAUGGGCUAUGAUUACAGCAAGGACUUCCGCCAUCUGCAAACUAUGAGAAGGGCUGACGCGAAAGCCACCGGCACAUUUACUUUCCUCAAACUGAAGGACACAGUACGCAACCAGCUUCUGCUGCUGCACCCGGCACCUUUGGAUAUCGCUUUCCAGACCGUCAUUGGGGCCUAUUCCUCACCAGGCGAUCGGCGUCUCCGCUCACUAUACGUCCCCACUCAUAUCGACAAAUUCGCUUUGGUUCCUUCGCUCUGUCUAUCGGCUGCUGAGUCUGGUGCAGACGAGCUCGCUUUCAACACGACCAACACGUACGAUAAAGGCGACUUUCUAAGCGGCGACAUCGCCGCGUUCGAUUCGGAGAAGAGGACCCUUUUCCAAGUUGAGAAUAUUGUAUUCAAACCUUUCUCACCCCCAACUGCAUCCACAGACCAUCGGAUCUUCGCCAAGUGGUUUUGGAAUCCCCUCACGCCGGACAAGCUGCUGGAUAACCCAGCACAUUGGGCUACCGAGCAGGAUAGGAAGACCAUACCGAUUAUUGAGCGCAUUGUUUACUUUUACAUCAAGUCCUUCCUCGGCAAGGUUACCGAUUCCGUUUACGAAAACGCUGCCUCCCACAUAAAGAGACAGAUUGACUGGUUCAAGCACAUUCAGACCGAGGCUCAAGGGGGCCGCGACAUGUGGUACCACGCGUCUUGGGAAAAUGACAGCUACGCUGGGAUCCAGAAAAUGUAUGAGAGUAACUUGUACCACCCGCAUGUCCGCCUCGUCCAAAGGGUUGGUGAGAACUUGCUCUCGAUAGCCCGUGAGGGCCAGAGCCCAUUCGAUCUUAUGGACCACGACGGCUUGUUGACCGAGUUCUAUACCAACAAGCUGAGUUUUGGUCCAGCCUUGUACUACGCCCAGGAUCUAGUAGCCCAGAUCGCUCAUCGUUUCCAAUCUAUGGAUAUUCUCGAAAUUGGCGCGGGUACUGGCGGAGCUACAAAGCACAUUCUGUCGACACCGCAGCUAGGAUUCAACAGCUACACGUAUACGGACAUCUCGACAAGUUUUUUCGAGCAGGCUCGUGAGAAGUUUGCAGAGUUCGACAUGGAGGGGCGUAUGCAAUUUGAGCCACUUGACAUACGUCGAAGUCCAGCGGAACAAGGCUUCAAGGAGCACUCUUACGAUCUGAUUAUUGCAUCCAAUGUCCUCCAUGCUACACCUAAGCUUGAGGAGACUAUGGCAAACGCCAGGUCUUUACUUAAGCCAGGUGGUCACAUGGUUAUCCUCGAGAUCACUCACCGCGAGCAUAGCCGCCUCGGCUUUAUUUUCGGGUUGUUCCCCGACUGGUGGGCUGGCGUUGAAGACGGCCGGGCUUUGGAGCCUUUUGUCUCAUUUGACCAGUGGAACACCAUUCUGAAGCGUGUUGGGUUCUCGGGCAUCGAGAGCCGCACUCUUGAUCGGGAUGCCAACCUAUUCCCCACAUCGGUCUUCAGCACAUACGCCACGGAUUCCAAGAUCGAGGGGCUGUAUAAUCCUCUAUGUGCUCCUCUCAAGACAUCCUACCCACCGCUGGUCCUCGUUGGCGGCGAGUCCCCAGAGACACAACGCAUUAUGAAGGAGUUGACUGCUACUCUGCCGCACAGAUCUAUCCAGUCUGUCGCUCGCCUUGAUGAACUUGCUUCGGCGGACCUGCUGCCAAAGUCCACCUUUGUUGUUUUAUCCGAAGUCGACGAGGAGAUCUUCGCUCAUCUAGAAGAGGACAGGUUCGAGGCCGUCAAAUCUCUCCUUUUCCUUGCUGGGAAUAUGCUGUGGCUCACAGAAAGUGCCUGGAUUGAUCACCCGCACCAGGCCAGCACUAUUGGUAUGCUGAGAUCCAUCAGACGAGAGCAUCCAGACCGGGGUCUGAGCAUCAUCGAUGUCGAUUCUGCAAAGAACUUGGACACUAAAUUCUUGGUCGAGCAACUACUUCGUCUUGAGGACAGUGACGAUGACUUCGUCGCAUCAUCGACGUGGACUGACGAGCCUGAAGUAUACUGGUGCAAGGGUCGUGCCUGGAUUCCUCGCCUAAAGCACGACAUAGUCAGGAAUAACCGCAUGAAUUCGUCUCGUCGCCCUAUAUUCGGCUACUUUGACCCCGCCAAGACACCUAUUGCGUUGAAACAAACGAAGCCAUCGUUGUACUAUCUCGAAGCCGCUGAGACGUUCCCGCCUUUUGGUGACACUCAUAAAGUCGAAAACACAACUAUACGUGUUCGUUACGCUCUUGCACAAGCUAUACGUGUGGGCAACCUCGGAUACUUCUACCUUGUGCAGGGAAGGACUCUGGGCGGCGCGUCUGUGAUAGGCCUGGCGGAGCAGAAUGCCUCCAUAGUCCAAGUCCCAAGAAGGUAUGUCUUUACCAUGCCGAGCAACAUGGCGGAUAAGGACCACAGUGAUUUCUUGUCAUCAGUGGCAGCGACUCUCAUCGGCGAGACAAUUCUCCACAGAACUGAAGAUUUCGACACCAUGGCAUCGGUUCUAGUCUUCGAGCCACCGAGCUUUUGCAUCGGCACUUUCCUGGAGGAGGCCAAGAGACGGGAUGUUCAAGUUUACUUUGCCACAACAUCGGCGAGCUUGAAGAGUUCCUCUCCAAGCUCCGCUCGUUGGGUCAGCUUACACGGGAAGGAAACUGAUGGUCGGCUGAAGCAGCUGCUCCCAACGAAUGUCACGGCUUUCUUUGACAUGUCAGUAAACCAGACCGCCGUCGGGGUUGGCCACCGCUUGGCCAAUGUGCUUUCUCCUAGUUGCUUCAAGUAUGGUUGCGAUUAUGUCGUCCGCGAUACCUCUUCUUCGUCCAAAGGUUCACAACAAGAGGCACGCAUUGUCGAACAAUCGGUUGCUGCUGCAGCAGGCAGGACUAUCGGCAAAGAUGCCGUUGAAAUCUUACCCGCGGACCAGCUCUUCAGCUCGAUUAAUGGGCGUCUGGGCCUCCCCACCCUAAUUGACUGGAAGACGGAGAAGCGAUUGUCGGCGAGAAUUCGCCCGGUUGAUUCUGCUAAGCUCUUUGUUGACGACAAGACAUACUUGCUUGUCGGCCUUACCGGAGACCUGGGUCGCUCGCUGGCCCGGUGGAUGAUCUUGCACGGUGCUAAGUAUGUUGUGCUGACCAGCAGGAAUCCUCGGGUUGAUCCCAGAUGGAUAGCUCACGUCGAAGCCUUGGGCGGAAAGAUUACCGUAUUGCCAAUGGAUGUCGCUAACGAAGAGUCGGUCGACGCUGGUUUGGCUAAGCUCAAGGAUUUUAUGCUGCCGCCCACGGCCGGCAUUGCGUUCGGGCCAUUAGUUCUCCAGGAUAUUAUGCUCAAGAACAUGGACCUCCAGUCGAUGAACAUGGUUUUAGAGCCCAAGGUACGAGGAGCACAAAUCCUCCAUGAAAGGUUUUCCGACCCGGCCAGCAGCAACUCACUUGACUUCUUCGUCAUGUUUUCGUCAAUUGUAGCAGUGAUGGGUAAUCCAGGCCAGGCAAACUACAGUGCUGCAAAUGCCUACCUGCAGGCUUUGGCCCAGCAACGGUUGACCAAUGGAUUGGCAGGUUCAACUAUCGACAUCGGAGCCGUUUACGGUGUCGGAUUCGUCACCAGGGCCGAACUUGAGGAAGACUUCAACGCAAUCCGGUUUAUGUUCGACUCGGUUGAAGAACACGAACUUCAUACAUUGUUUGCCGAGGCCGUUGUAUCUGGGAGACAGGUGCUCACGAAGUAUCAGAACGGGGAGCAACACGAAAAGACUGUGAUCGAAAUGGCGGACGUCGAGUUGACCACGGGUAUCCCAGCACUUGACCCCGCCCUCAAGGACCGAAUCACUUUCUUCAACGAUACUCGGGUUGGAAACUUCAAGAUUCCCGAGCAGCGCGGAGACAUUGGGGAAACCGGAGCUGGGGCCAAGGGUUCAGUGAAAGAACAACUGCAGCAGGCAACUACGCUGGGUCAAGUUCGACAGAUUGUCAUUGAUAAUCUAUCAGAAAAGUUGCGUGUCGCACUGCAAAUUCCGGACGGGGAGAGCGUUCACCCGGCCAUCCCUCUGAUAGACCAAGGGGUUGACUCCUUAGGAGCCGUCACUGUCGGUUCUUGGUUCUCGAAACAGCUGCUUCUCGAUCUUCCGCUGCUGAAAGUGCUGGGCGGCGCAUCUGUGGCUGAUCUUGCCGACGACGCCGCCGGACGACUGCCACCGAGCGCCAUUCCAUUGGUGAGCCAAGGGGAGGAGGCCGCAGAAAGCUCCGAAAAUACUACGUCCAGCACAUCACCAAACGACACCCCCGUAGAAACUACCCUUACUAGUCCAGUGGAAUCGGUGACAGACGAGGAUGAAAACGACGACGAGCCUAUUGCUGUGCGGCACGAGAAAAUGUCUUUAGUUCAGGAGUACUCCUGGAAGGUUCAACAGGAGGUUGAGGACCCUACCAUCUUUAACAACACCAUUGGCAUGUUCAUGAAAGGUGGUAUUGAUUUAGAACAGUUUGCGAGGGCUUUGAAGGCCGUGAUGCGUCGCCAUGAGAUAUUCCAAACGGCAUUCACCUUGAAGGGUGGUGAUAACGACAAAAUCCCUGAGCAAACAGUCCUUAAGCGCUCGAACAACAAGGUCCAGAUUUUGCAGGUUGCCGACCGAGCUGCUGCAGAAGAAGGGUACCAAAAACUCCAUGAGACAAAAUAUGAUAUUGCGGUGGGCGACACACUCAGACUCGUUGAUUUCUACUGGGGCAAGGACGAGCAUCUGCUAGUAGUCGCCUACCACAGACUCGUUGGCGAUGGAUCGACGACGGAGAACGUCUUUGUCGAAGCAGCGCAACUUUACAGUGAUGUGGCAUUGAGGCAGCCAACAACUCAGUUUGCUGAUCUUGCUGCACAACAGCGGAAGGAUCUUCAAGAUGGCCGACUUGAAGAGGAUAUCUUGUUCUGGGAGUCUAUGCACAGCAAGCUAUCAAUAUCGGCACCGCUGCCCCUCAUGCGGCCCUUGAUGAGUGAGGAUGCACCGUCGCAAGAACAAAAGUCAGCACUGCGUACCUGGCAACAGUACGAAGCAAUUGGACGUCUGGACCCUAUGGUCGCCUUCCGAAUCAAGGAACGCAGUCGAAAGCACAAGGCGACGCCGAUGCAGUUCUACCUGGCAGCCUACCACGUAUUGUUAUCACGCAUGACGGGCAGCAAGGACAUCACCAUCGGCAUUGCUGACACCAACCGCUCCACCAUGGAUGAAGUAUCGGCCAUGGGCUUCUUCGCCAAUCUGCUUCCUUUGCGGUUCGGCGAGUUCACCGCUUCCAACACGUUCGGUGAGCAUUUGGUGUCCACCAAGGACAAUGUAAGGGAGGCGAUGAAGCAUGCUCGAGUGCCUCUUGGAGUUAUCCUCGAUCGUCUCGGCUUCGGUUUGCCGACGAAAACGACGAGCGCCCCAUUAUUCCAAGCUGUUUUCGACUAUAGGCAAGGCCAGGCCGAGAGUGGCACGGUUGGUGGUGCCGUCAUUACCGAAGUCAUUGCUUCCCGAGAGCACACUCCUUACGAUGUGGUGCUCGAAAUGUCGGACGAUCCCACGAAGGACCCUCUCAUCACCGUCAAGCUGCAGAGCUCCAAGUAUUCUUCACAGCAUCCCCAAGCUUUCCUGAAUAAUUACAUUUCCCUCCUCUCGAUGUUUUCUAUGAAUCCCGCUUUGAAGCUGGCAUAGAACUUCUUUUUCCCUUGGUAUCUAGAAUUUAUUAUAGAUUCACAGAGCAGAAGCCGAAAUAAAUACAUUUUCAUACCCGAACCUUAAACAACGACUCAUUAUAGAAUAAGCCGAGUCACACGGUCAGGCGCUUAGGCGCAGGCGGUACAGAUUAACCAUGACCUGGACACGCCGGUCACUCCAUACCCCGACUGAUAACGCGAACGUCGGUGUGGAAAUCGAUGCCGAGUACGAGAUAGAUCCCAACUACCUACACGCC